Effrenium voratum is the source of this 6360-nucleotide messenger RNA. NCBI's taxonomy places the organism in Eukaryota, Dinophyceae, Suessiales, Symbiodiniaceae. The record is from the annotation of a GenBank genome assembly.
AGAAUACGCAAGGACUGCUAGGCAACCUCUUCCGCUCAGAAGCCAAGCAAGACCCAGAAGCAGUCUCCAUGUGCCGCCCGUGACCUGCCCUGGUUUUGUCUCAUGGCGAAGCGUUUCCCCGGCGGGGUGAGCGAGCCGGGGGUGGCCAAGAAGAGGAGAGAGGAGGGCGAGGAGGGCGAGGGGAAGGACGCGACCAUGGCCGAGCUGAAAACCGAGACGGUGCUCGAGACCUACGACGUGCAAAGCGCCGGCGCCAACUGCGUCCACGAGUGCGUCCGGCCUGCAGAGGCGGCGGGGGGUGUGCCGGCGCCGCUGCCCAGCGCGCCGGCCAAGGCGUAUCCCUUUGCGCUGGAUACGUUCCAGCAAGAGGCCGUGAGCUGCCUGGAGCGGAGGGAGUCUGUGAUGGUCGCGGCCCACACGUCUGCAGGCAAGACCGUGGUGGCAGAGUAUGCCAUCGCCAUGGCGCUGAGAGACAAGCAAAGGAUCAUCUACACUUCGCCCAUCAAGGCCUUGAGCAACCAGAAGUACAGAGAUCUGCAAGAUGAGUUCAAAGAUGUAGGUCUGAUGACUGGGGAUGUUACAAUCAACCCCCAUGCCUCCUGCAUGAUCAUGACCACUGAAAUCUUGCGGUCUAUGCUCUACCGCGGCUCAGACGUGUCCCGGGAAGUGGCGUGGGUGGUUUUUGAUGAGGUGCACUACAUGCGAGACCGAGACCGAGGUGUGGUAUGGGAGGAGGCCAUGAUCCUGCUGCCGGAUUCCGUGCGGCUGGUGUUUCUAUCUGCCACCAUUCCCAACGCACGGGAGUUCGCGGAAUGGAUUUGCCGAAUCAAGCAUCAGCCAUGUCACGUGAUUUACACGGACAAGCGCCCAGUUCCGCUCCAGCACUAUUUGUUUCCAGCUGGGGGUGAUGGCGUGUACAUGGUGGUGGAUGAAAAGGGCCAGUUCCGGGAGGACAACUUCCACAAGGCCCUGACGGCCCUGCAGAACGCUGCAGAGUCCACGAACGUGGACACCAAGAAGGUGCAGAAGAAGAAGGGCAAAGCCAACUUGGGAGAUCUGGAGAAGAUCGUGCGGAUGUGCAGCGACCGAGGCUACUUGCCCUUGAUCGUCUUCUCCUUCAGCCGAAAGGAGUGCGAGGCCAAUGCCGUUGCGUUGAAGAAGAUGGACGUCACGGAUGAUGACGAGAAGAGGCUCAUCGACGAGGUCUUCAACAACGCGAUCAUGACUUUAGGGGACGAGGACCGGGAGCUGCCGCAGGUGCAGUCCAUGCUGCCGCUGCUGCGCCGGGGGCUGGGUAUCCACCACGGGGGCCUGCUGCCGAUGCUCAAGGAGGUUGUGGAGAUCCUCUUCCAGGAGUCGCUGAUCAAGGUGCUCUUCUCCACGGAGACCUUUGCCAUGGGCAUCAACAUGCCGGCGAAGACGGUGGUCUUCACCAACACCCGGAAGUGGGACGGCUUGGAGUACCGGAUUUUGCACGCCGGGGAGUACAUCCAGAUGAGCGGGCGCGCGGGCCGGCGUGGCAAGGACGACCGGGGGCUGACCAUCAUCAUGUUCGACGAGAAGGUGGAGCCGGAGGUGGCCAAGGAGAUGUUCCUGGGCCAGAGCUCCAAGAUCUUUAGCGCCUUCCACCUGGGCUACAACAUGCUCAUCAACCUGCUGCGCCUGGAGGGGGCGGAUCCGGACUAUAUGAUCCAGCGCUCCUUCCACCAGUUCCAGAAGGACAAGAGCGCGCUGGAGGUUCAGGCGAGGAAGCAGGACUUGGAGACGGAGGUGGCGAACUUGGAGGACCUCCGGGUGGCGGUGAAGGACACCAGCAGUUACAACUUCAACGUGGAUGAGUCCAUCGCCGACUACUUCUACAUAGACAAGCAGCUGAAGAAGAAGAUGGAUGAGCGCCGCGAGAUCAUUUCUCGCCCAGAGAAUAUCGCUCCGUUUCUGAACCCAGGCCGGCUCGUGUACAUGCAAGAGGGGGACACGGACUGGGGCUGGGGCAUUCUCAUCAGUGCCUCCCGCAAGAAGUUGGCCACCUCGGUGCUGGAGGAAGCGGAGCCCCAGUGGGUCCUGGAGGUCUUCCUGCCCUGCGACCCCGACGCCAAGGAGCAGCCGUUGCCCGCCAACGGCGCCAAGCCGGAGGGCCGGAUUUUGCCGAUGGCGCUGAACCUGGUGCAGAAGAUCAGCAAGAUCCGGUCCAACAUGCCCUCGGGAGAUCCCGAGAGCGAGGAGUCGCGCAGGGCCUUGCUGAAAACGUUGCAACAGAUCAAGAACCACAAGAGCUUCAAGCAGGGCAUCCCUGAGCUUGACCCGGUCGGGGAGAUGAACAUCAAGGGCGAGGAGAUGACCAGCAUCAAUGAGAACAUCAAAGAUUUGGGGAAGAAGCUGGCAGCCAACAGCUUCCACGGCCACGACAAGAUGCAGCUUUACUACGACUGCUUCGCCAAGAGGGUAAAGCUGCACGGUCAAGUGCAAGAGUUGGAGAAGCAGAUCAAUCAAAGCCGCUUCAUGGUCAUGAGCGACGAUCUGCGCGCCAUGCGCCGGGUCUUGAGGAGGCUGGAGUUCAUCGACAAGGAUGGUGUGGUGCAACUCAAGGGCCGAAUGGCCUGCGAGAUCACCUCCUGCGAUGAGAUCUUGAUGACAGAGAUCGUCUUCCAGAACGUCUUCGCGGACGUGGACUCCAACAACAUCAUCGCGCUCUGCAGCUGCCUGGUCUUCGACGAGAAGUCGGAGGAUCCCAUCACCAACAACUUGGAGCUCAUGAAGGCUUUCGAGACCUGCAAGGGCAUCGCCCGCAAUGUGGCCGAGGUGAUGGUGGAGAACAAGAUCCCCAUAGACGUGGAGGAGUACGUGCAGAAGCUGAAGCCUCAGCUGAUGGAGGUGGUACUGAACUGGCUCGAGGGCAAACGCUUCCAUGAGAUUAUGAACCAGUGCAACCUCUACGAGGGCAGCGUGGUGCGGGUGAUACGACGACUGGAGGAGUUGAUCCGAGAGCUGGCCACGGCCGCCAAGACCAUCGGCAACGAGGAGCUGGCGGCGAAGCUAAACGAAGGCCGGGCGCGGCUGAAGCGCGGCAUCAUCUUUGCGGCCUCGCUCCCUGGCAAGGCGGAGACCUGCCCGGCCUCCGUGAUGAGCGGGACACGGCCUGAGCCAAACACCUUCGGAGGUUGGUGGGAGACUGCCGGCUUCUUCAAGCCAGAGGUAGCUGAGAAGGUCCCUCAAGAAAAGUCGGACCGCGAGUCCUACGUCAUGCCCAUGCCGCCACCCAACGUCACUGGCAGGCUCGGAGAAGGUCAUGCCAUGUUCGUCAGCCUGGAAGAUGUCUUGGCACGGUUCCAUCGGAUGCGCGGUGACCAAACUCUUUGGCUGCCAGGCACCGACCAUGCGGGCAUCGCCACGCAGAUGCUGGUGGAGCGGCAACUCGCGGCCGAGGGCACCUCGCGUCAGGAGGUGGGCAGAGAGGAGUUUCUGAAGAGAGUUUGGGAGUGGAAGGCAGAGAAGGGUGGCGCCAUUGUGGAUCAGAUGCGGCGCCUCGGAGCCUCCGCGGACUGGUCCAGAGAGCAGUUCACCCUGAACGACAACAUGAGCGCAUCAGUGGUGGAGGCCUUUUGCCGGCUGCAUGAGCUCGGCGCCAUCUUCCGGGGCCAGCGCAUGGUGAACUGGAGCCCGGUGCUGCAGACCGCCGUGAGCGACCUGGAGGUGGAGUAUGCAGAUCAGCAAGGGCAUUUGUACCACUUCAAGUAUGUGGUUGCAGGCCCGGAUGGAGAGCCUGAGGAAUUCAUCCCAGUGGCCACGACCCGGCCGGAGACCAUCCUUGGUGAUACAGCUGUUUGCGUUCAUCCAGAGGAUGAACGAUAUCAGCACUUGAUCGGCAAAGAGGUCGUUGUGCCUGUGCAGGGUAGACGGAUUCCAGUGAUCGCCGAUGCCUAUGUAGAUAGAGAGUUCGGCACCGGCGCGCUGAAGAUUACGCCUGCGCACGACUUCAACGACUUCGAGCUCGGGGAGCGCCAUGGGCUGGAAAGCCACACGGUCAUUGGCUUGGAUGGGUGCAUGGCCAACACCCUGGAGGCCUUAGGGUCCCCCCAGUACGUUGGCCUGGACCGUGCCGUUUGCCGGAAGAAGCUCUGGGCUGAUCUGGAAGCAGCUGGCCUGGUGCUGAAAGUGGAGGACCACAUGCAGCGGGUGCCGCUCUCGCAGAGGAGCGGCGAGGUCAUUGAACCCAUGCUGUCGGACCAGUGGUUUGUCUCCACCGAGGUCAUGGCACAGCGCGCGAUGGACGUCGUUGCGUCUGGCGAGCUCACCAUCCAGCCUGAUCGCUUUGUCAAGAUCUGGAACGACUGGCUGAAGGAGAAGCAGCCCUGGUGCAUCUCCCGUCAGCUCUGGUGGGGACAUCGAAUCCCCGUGUAUUACCCCACCAACCGCCCGGGCUGCGAGCAGUACUUCGUGGCGCGCUCCGAGCAGGAGGCGCUGAAGGCUGCAAGAGAGAAGCUCGGCGAGGAUGUGGAGUUGAAGCAGGAGGACGAUGUCUUGGACACUUGGUUCUCGUCAGGGCUGUGGCCCUUCGCCACGGUGGGCUGGCCAGAUGAAAGCAGCGCGGACUACCAGAAGUUUUACCCGGCCACCAUGAUGGAAACCGGAUAUGACAUCCUAUUCUUCUGGGUGGCACGCAUGGUGAUGAUGGGUCUGACGCUUACAGACAAGGCGCCCUUGAAGGAGAUCUAUUUGCACGGCCUGGUCCGGGACGAGAAGGGCCAGAAGAUGAGCAAGACCAAAGGCAACGUGGUGGACCCGCUGGACUCCAUCGCGGAGUACGGCACGGAUGCGCUGAGAUACGCACUGCUCACCAGCAGUGUGCCUGGGAUGGAUGUUCCCAUCAGCAAGGGCAUGCUGGAGAAUGCCAAGGCCUUUGCCAACAAGAUUUGGAACGUGGGGCGCUUCAUCAUCACCGAGUCUGAGAAGAAUGCGGGCACGGAGUCAGCCUUCCAGAGCGGCAUGCAAUUCACGGAGGAGGAGAUCGCGGCCAUGCCCUGGCUGGAGCGCGCGCUCCUCUCCAAGUGCCAUGGGCUCUGCGAGAGCGUCACCGCAGCCCUGCUGGAGAACCGCUUCGCACCUCCCACCAAGGACAUCAAAGAGUUCUUGCAGGAGGAUAUUGCGGCUUGGUACGUGGAGGCGUCCAAGACGCGGCUGCAGGAGCACUUGGGCGGAGAUCCCAGCAGCAAGCAGGCGGCGACCUCCCAGAAGGUGCUCUUGUACCUCCUGGAGGUGUCCAUGAAGCUUCUCCAUCCCUUCAUGCCCUUCGUCACCGAGGCCGUGUGGCAGCGCUUGCCACGAAAUGCCUCGUCCCCAGAGUCUCUGAUGAUCAGCCCUUGGCCACGGGCAAACACGGCCCGAGAUGCGGAAGCUGAAGGCUGGUUUGCCAAGUUCUGCACCGUGACCUCGGCGGUGCGGAACGCGCGGGCAGAGCAGGGUAUCCCGCCAAAGGAGCGAGUACCUCUGACCUUUUGGUGUGCGGAUGCCGCCUUCCAGGAGGCGCUGGAGUCUGAGAGCGCCGCGUUUGCCUGGCUGGCGCGGGCGGAUCCCAAGCAGAUCCAGGCCAAGGAGAUGUCGCAGCGCCCCAGCGAGACGCCCGAGGGAUGCAUUCGUGUGGUCAUCACGGAGGAAAUCGAGGUUGACAUGCCCGUGCCAAAGCAGGAGAUCGAUGUUGAGAAGGAGCUGCAGCGGCUCCAGAAGCAGCUGAACCAGGUCACGGCCCUGCUGGAAACCACCGAGAAGAAGAUCACGCCACAGUUCAUGGAGCGGGCCAAUCCUGUGGCCAAGGAGAAGAUCCUCCAGAAGCGCGAUGAGCUGAAGCAGCAGAAGGCCUCCAUCGCCGCGCAGUUGGAGGAGCUCCAGCCGAGUCGGCGCCGUGACGUGGUGGCUGCAGCAGCCCUGCUCUUUGCCUCAGCUGCACCCAAAGCACGUGCCGACGUGGGCGACGGCGACACCCUGCCACCGGGCGCCAAGCAGGAAAUGCGCAUCCGCAAGGGCUUGCAGGCUUGGAAGGAGCUUCCACCGAAGCUCACCUCUGAGGAGAAAGACAAGGAGUGGGAUGAUGCCAUCGGCUUCUUGAGGCGCAUCUACGGCCUCAACGACGAUAUGAAGUACCUCACCCGAGGACUGAAGGGCUCCAAGAAGGAGGAGGCGGAGACGCUGGUGGAGAACUUCAGGAAGAAGGUGAAGUCUGCAGACAAGCCUGUGAAGGCCAAGGACUACGACGCAUUCAUGGGAAUCCACAAGGACGUGUCAGAGUUCAUGGAGAAGUUCCAGACCUACCUUCUGGAUGCAACCGAAGACCUCACCACGGAUGGCGAGUUCGAGGAUAUCGCCUGA